This is a messenger RNA of Arachis ipaensis, 950 nucleotides long. The record is from RefSeq and is a predicted model, not a curated record. NCBI's taxonomy places the organism in Eukaryota, Viridiplantae, Streptophyta, Magnoliopsida, Fabales, Fabaceae.
AUUAUCCAGUUUCCCUAUCAACUUCCACAUCUUCUCAUUCUUGUUUAUACUUUACUUAACCCCACACAAGCACACUCGCACAAACCCCGCAUCCCCAGAAAAGAAGCAUGGUGAAGUGGAAACUUGUGGCGGUUUGCUCCGUCGUCGCCAUCUUGGGCCUCUUAUCUGCUGCCACUGCUUUCGCUGCUGAGGCUACCAGGAUCAGGGCUUCUCAAGUUCAGUUUGUUACUGCUGUUCAAUGUGAAUAUCCCCGAACACCAGCUUUACCACUUGGUUUAACUUCAGUGCUGGCUCUUAUCAUAGCACAAAUAAUAUUGACUGUUGCAAAUGGGUGUUGCUGUUGCAGAAGAUCCCCUGCAAUCUCAGAUGCCAAUUGGAGAUGUGUAGUUCUCUGCUUUGUUCUCUCAUGGUUCACAUUCGUUAUUGCAUUCCUCCUGUUGCUGACUGGUGCUGCCCUCAAUGAUCAACAUGGUGAAGAGAGCAUGUACUUUGGCAACUACUACUGCUAUGUUGUUAAACCCGGUGUAUUUUCGGCUGCUGCAAUCUUAUCCCUUGUAAGCAUUGCAUCGGGUAUCGCCUAUUACCUUACCUUGUGGGGUAACUCGUCGUAUCCUAAUCAAGGUGGCAUAGCAAUGGGACAACCACAGUUCCCGCCGCAGACCAGUCAAGAUCCUGUGUUUGUACACGAGGACACAUAUGUGAGACGGCAGUUCACAUGAUUGGUCCGGCACCUUUCAUUCUUCACCAAGAUCUUCGUGUAUAUACAUGUUAAACUCAGUUUUCUAAGAUAAACUUGGCAUGGUGAAUUAGUUGUUGUGUUCUAUAUAGGUGGUGUUUUAUAUGAUAGUUGUGUAUGCCUGAAUUAGAGGAUUAAAGUGUCCAACUAAAACAAAAGUGCUACAUGGGGGCAUUAAUUGUUAGAGCUAUCGUUUUUGUGCUGCUUUUUUUCA